Homo sapiens (human) is the source of this 5275-nucleotide messenger RNA. RefSeq names its product von Willebrand factor A domain containing 3A (gene VWA3A). Gene Ontology annotation, cellular component: extracellular region. The record is from RefSeq and is a predicted model, not a curated record. Lineage: Eukaryota; Metazoa; Chordata; Mammalia; Primates; Hominidae. The transcript is spliced from 39 exons. The coding region runs from base 585 to 4328 and encodes 1247 amino acids.
UGGCCUCAAGCAGUCCUCCCGCCUCAGCCUCCCAAAGUGCUGGGAUUACAGACAUGAGCCACCACCCAACCUCAUGUUCUAACUGAUAAAACUUACAAGUUUAUAAAACUUAUAAAAUUCUCAGAAAGUGAAAACUGAUUUGAGAAAUGACCUGGAUAUGAAAAACUAAGUACAGAUCCUUUAGCGACUUACAAGUUGGUUGACUUUGGUGACAUCACUUUGUCUCUCUUGACCACUAUAAAAGAAGGGUUUGGAGAGAUUCCCAGCUAUGGGCCAAGGACUAGUUACAUCAUAAUCACCUGGGGCCAUUGUUAAAAAGUCACAUUCCCACACCUUUUCACAGUUCUGAAUCAAUCUCCUGAAUGGGAAUGUUUUCCUAGCAAACAAUCCAGGUUUUUGUGAGGUGGAGAAAAGCAGAGUGACCUGGGAGAAGUGGUUAUCAACAACACAGCUGGUGACUUCUUCCCUGGGGGCAAGCUUCGCUGCUGAGUUGCUUGGAGGAGCUUGGAGAAACCAGAAGUGAGAUCCAGGAGAAGUAAGGCCCUGGAGUGCCAGGAGCCCUUCUCCCAAAGAUGGAGAAAUAAAUGAAGAAAUACAGGAAAAUAAGCAUUGGGUGUUUUGCAAUGGCUACACAAACUAGUCAUGUCUUCCAUGGUCAAGAAAAUAUGUUUCUGGAAAACCAUUGCAUUAGGAGAAACACUGGCAGAGAUUCAAAGAAGCCACUAAAGCAGAAGAAUAUGAAUGGACUUGGGCAAAAUUCGGACAAUGGAUUAUUGGUUACACAUGUUAACCAGACACAGGACUUACUGAGGCUGCAGGGGAGUGAGACCCAGUCUUCAGAUUGGGAGGACUCUGAAGACUGGCUUUCGGCUCACAGUUUAAAAUGUCAGAAACUCACCUUGGCUGACCUGAUAAGCCAGGGCACAGAAGUGCUGGAGGAGGGCACCAAUGUCGUGCAGAAAAUAUGUUUCUCCACCCAGAUCAUCCGCCAUUUUGAGUCAAAGCUUUCUGACACUAUUGAAGUCUAUCAAGAGAGAAUUCAGUGGCUCACAGAAAACAGCAAGAAGCAAAAUUGGAGGCAAAAUCACUUGCUGGGAGAGUACAGAAAGGGAGUGCUGGAGGCAUUUGGCCUCAUCAAAGGGGCCAGAGUCAGCAUCCUCAUAGAUGUGUCAGCCAUCAGCAGUGGCCCUCAGAAAGAAGAGUUCCAAAAGGACCUCAUGAGCCUCAUCGAUGAGCAGCUGAGCCACAAGGAGAAGCUGUUUGUCCUGUCCUUUGGCACCAAUGCCGGGUCCCUCUGGCCAGACCCCAUGGAAGUCAGCGCCUCCACCCUCCAGGAACUUAAGCUCUGGGUAAAGACGCUGCAGCCUGAUGGAGGCAGCAACCUGCUACAAGCUCUGAAGAAGAUCUUCACUCUCAAGGGACUGGAUUCCCUGGUGGCCAUCAUGAGAAGCUGCCCAGAUCAGCCUUCUGAAAUCCUGUCUGACUACAUCCAGCAGUCCACCAUGGGAAGAGACCUCAUCAUCCACUUCAUCACCUACAGAUGCGAUGAUCAGAUGCCCCCUGCUGUCCUGAAGAACCUUGCAGAAGCUGUUAGGGGCUACUACCACUGCUACAGCCCAAAGAUGGAGCACUACACCAGCCGGGACAUGGAUGAGCUCCUGGCAGAAAUUCAGAAGGCCCAGAGCCUCCUCAGCCACGUGCAAGCCCUGCAGCACAGCAGCCCCUGUGAGGCGCUCACCUGCACCAUGGAGGAGAUUUCCACAGAGAUUACAAAUGGGCCACUCAUAAGCCUCUUGCCUAAACCCCCAAAGCAUGACGCUCCUCUCACCAUUGAGUUUCCAAACUUGGACAAGACUUCUGCAGAGUGGCUUAAGGUCAAUGGUCUGAAAGCCAAGAAAUUAAGUCUAUAUCAGGUCCUGGCACCCAAUGCAUUCUCUCCUGUGGAGGAAUUUGUACCUAUUCUCCAGAAAACAGUAUCAUCGACCAUCCAUGAGAAGGCAAUGAUACAAUUUGAAUGGCACGACGGGACAGUGAAGAACAUUCAUGUGGACCCACCCUUCCUCUAUAAGUACCAGUGGAAUGAUUAUACUGCCUGGAUUCCCAGGGACUUGACACACCAUUCCCUGAAGCCCACCCAGCAACAGCUCAGCAGAGCUAUGCGGAUGUAUGAGAGGCGGAUUGAGUGGCUCUCCCUGGCCAGCAGAAGAAUCUGGGGCACAGUCUGUGAAAAAAGGGUGGUUGUACUGCUCGAUAUCUCUGCGACCAAUUCCAUGUACAUUAUUCAUAUCCAGCACUCCCUGCGGCUGCUGCUGGAGGAGCAGUUAUCCAACAAGGACUGUUUCAACCUCAUCGCGUUUGGAAGCACAAUUGAAAGCUGGAGGCCUGAGAUGGUUCCCGUGAGUCACAACAAUUUACAAAGUGCCUGGCGGUGGGCCCUGAACCUGCGGUGUCGGGGCAGCAGGAACGUUCUCAGCGCCCUGCGGAAGGCUGUGGAAGUAGACUUCAAGGACAAAGACAAACACCAAUCGCAGGGAAUCUACCUCUUCACUGGGGGCAUCCCCGACCAGGACAUGCCUACACUCAGUGCCUACAUGGCUGAGGCCUGUGGCGGCUGCGACCUCCAGCUGAACGUGUGUCUCUUCUACGUGGGCGAGCCAAAGAUGGACACCACACCCCCUGCCCGCUAUGCCAGUCACACUGACACAGCCGCCGCCUACAAGGAGGUCACCCGGGCUGCAGGUGGCCGCUUCCACUGGUUUGGAGACACAGGCAUUUAUGAGAGCGAUGACAUCAACUCCAUCAUGUCUGAGAUGGAAAAGGCUCUCAACUACUCCCAAAAGUGUGCCUUCCUCAUGGCCUCCCUGAAGAACCAUUCAGGAAAAGUACUGGGAAGUUCAGCCCUCCCGAAAGAAAAACCAAAGACACUUCAGCUAAGAAGUCAGCCCAAGAAGCUCUGCCCUCCCAGGCCCACCGUCCCCCUGGGGGCCAGAAUGAGCAUUAAAGAUGACCCUGACAGAGAGAAGAGCCCCCCGCUGAAAUCUCUGAAAUGGCGUCCACUCAGUAGCAGAGUUGGCAUCUCACCAGCUGCGGCCCAGCCAACGAAAGAAGGGAUGAUGGAACUGAGGAGGAAGACCAAGUCAAGGGAAGCAGAGACAUCUCUUUUACUGUUCUACACAGAGAAAGGGAAUGACGUGGGCUCAGUGUACAAGAAGUACCCUCAAGGAAGGGGCUUGAGAAGGACUAGCUCUUCUAUUGACUUACCCAGAAAGGAUACAGUUUGCUCAAGCCAAGAGUGGGUGGCAAAAUAUGGGCUCAAAAAAUUGAAGCUGGAGAUUUCCAGAUGCAUGGGUCCCAACUGCACUCAUCAAAAGUCAGGACAGAGGUCAGCAUCCGCCAAACACUGCAGCAUCUUCCCCAGCGUUGAGAUCCAUGGAGUGGUGAGACACAUCCAGUGGACGCCCAGGGAGAUGGAGGUGUACAUCAGGCACUUGGAGAAGGUGUUAAGGCGCUAUGUCCAGAGGCUGCAGUGGCUGCUGUCCGGUCCAGUCCUCUGCAGUAGGACCUGGUAUAGACAGUCCAUGGACAGGGGCGUCAUGAUGACUGCUGCUUCAGGGAGCCGCCGACUGUUUGGCACCGUUUUGGAGAGCAAAGUAUGCAUAUUGCUGGACACGUCAGGGUCCAUGGGCCCCUACCUGCAGCAGGUGAAGACAGAGCUGGUUUUGCUGAUUUGGGAACAGCUGCGGAAGUGCUGUGACAGUUUUAACCUGCUCAGCUUUGCAGAGAGCCUUCAGUCAUGGCAGGACACGCUGGUGGAGACCACAGAUGCAGCGUGUCAUGAGGCUAUGCAAUGGGUGACCCACCUGCAAGCUCAGGGCAGCACCUCCAUCUUGCAAGCAUUGCUGAAAGCUUUCAGUUUCCAUGAUCUGGAAGGAUUGUACCUCCUGACCGACGGAAAGCCAGACACAAGCUGCAGCCUUGUCCUAAAUGAAGUCCAAAAACUCAGGGAGAAAAGAGAUGUGAAAGUGCACACCAUUUCCUUGAACUGCUCAGACAGAGCGGCGGUUGAGUUCCUGAGAAAGCUGGCUUCCUUCACCGGCGGACGCUAUCACUGCCCUGUGGGUGAGGACACACUCUCCAAAAUUCACAGCCUGCUGACCAAAGGCUUCAUCAAUGAAAAGGAUCCCACAUUGCCACCAUUUGAAGGAGAUGAUUUAAGGAUCCUGGCCCAGGAGAUCACCAAGGCCAGAAGCUUCCUCUGGCAGGCCCAAUCCUUCAGAUCCCAACUCCAGAAGAAAAAUGAUGCAGAACCAAAGGUCACUCUUUCCUAGAGAAGUGUUCUCAGAAAAGUCAUCCUGCAAAGGACCACUCACUGAGCAAAUCUCAGCCCCGAGGGCAGGAUGGGAUGAAAUGCUGUGACCUGCAGGAAACAUGAUUCCUGGUACCAGGACUCUCUGGAAGCUGAGGAAGGAAAGACUUUGUCUUUUGUGUGAGGGGCCAUUCCCGGGUCUUAAUCUAACUCUCCAGCCCUGUCCCGCAGCGCACUCUACUCUCCAGCCACUAGAUUGUCCCUCUCUGGGAAGCCCUAAACCAACCCCCUGCCUAAAUGGUGGUGCUUCUUGCAAACCAACCCCCUGCCUGAACGGUGCUUCUUGCCCCCUCUGCCUGGAGACUCCUGCUCAUCCAUCAAGGCACAGCUCAAAUGACAUCAGCUCCCUGGGACCUAUCUAGAGCGAGGGGCCUCCAGUCUUUCUCUUGCAGCAUCCUGACCACGCAGACCUCUCGCACUCAGCACUCUAUGUCACGCCACCUUGCUCGCUGAUCUAACUCUUCUCCUUGAUGGUGAGCUCCUUCGGGAUGAGACUGGUGUCCCAGGAUCUGCAGGUCCCCAGAAGCUGCCACAUAGGAGACACAUGGUGAACAGUGAGCAGGCGGCUGAGCUGUGAGAGCCUAGCUCUGGAAAGCAGCUGAUGGGGUGGUCUCCACCCUGGUUCAUAAGAGGCUAAUGCAGAGUCACAGUCAGCCCAUCCUGGGGGAAGAAGAAACAAGUGAGCCUCAGCACCACCCUCCAUCCCUGCCCAACCAAACUGAAGUGAAGGCUGCUCAUCUGGGUUCAUUUUCUAAAAUUAAAAACAAUUAAUUUUAUUCUACUAAUAGGAUCAACAUGACUUUAACUGUUUGAAGUGAUCAUUGGCGUGUGUGUGUGUGCAUAAAUUUUUAGUGACAUAAAACUUUAUUAAAAGACUCAUACCAUAAUAAAGAAUUUCAAUAAGAAAAA